AUGCAACUGAUUAUUCCCCUAAGUUUUGUAUGCUUUGGCAUUGCCCUAAUCGACACUUCCCUCUUGCCUAUGCUUGGCCAUCUGGUCGACACCCGACAUGUGCCCGUCUACGGUUCCGUCUACGCAAUUGCGGACAUCUCCUACUCUCUUGCCUACGCUUUCGGGCCUAUCAUUGCCGGCUGGAUUGUAGGAAAUUUUGGCUUCUUUUCCCUGAACAUGAUCAUAUUCCUUAGUAACGUGCUCUACGCACCAGUGAUAGCAAUUCUUCGAAAAGUGAAUAGUUACGAUGCCCUAGAAGGGAAGACUGAGAUGAUGACGGCUGUGAAGAACGAUAACUAUGCUGAAAUUGAUAAUGCCAAACAGAUGACGGAAGCUACUCCAGCUCAGGGAUUCCAUGGAAUGAGUUACGGGACCACGACGAGCAACUAUCAGGAGAGUUUCCCGCAACCCGAGUUUCCAGCCGGGUACGAUCCGCUGAAUCCACAGUGGUAG
Molecule: messenger RNA, 492 nt
Organism: Cylicostephanus goldi
Lineage: Eukaryota; Metazoa; Nematoda; Chromadorea; Rhabditida; Strongylidae
Source: the annotation of a GenBank genome assembly